AUGGCGGCUGUUCCACAUUUUCAAACGGGUGAAAUUAUCACUUUCUAUAUGCUUGGAUUCACUGUACUUAUGACUGCGACUGUCGUCGUCUACUACAAGUUCCUCUCUCCGAAUAUGUCCGGACGCUCGGUUGGUAACCUGAUAUGUAAAGGAAGGGCACAAAAAAUUGCGAAAUGCGAAGAACUUGUGAAUCGGAUUGUACGCAGAAGAAAAUCGUAAUUUUUGAAUGUAGGUGGUAAUUUUAUGAACUAUGAACUUUUUUUUGGAAUUUUUCUACUUAUUGUACAUAAAUGCUC
Messenger RNA from Cylicocyclus nassatus, 296 nucleotides. The record is from the annotation of a GenBank genome assembly. NCBI's taxonomy places the organism in Eukaryota, Metazoa, Nematoda, Chromadorea, Rhabditida, Strongylidae.